AGCAGCAGCGUUUUGUCAGCUGCGUCAACUUCAUAGGAUAACAGCUUAACCCGGGCUGUUAAUAAGCAGCUGCAAACUUUGACAUGGCUGAAGCGAGGACUUUAUUUUUAUGGCAUAAAGUUGGAAAACUUUAACAACAGGACUCAAAACGCGUUUUCCGUCUAUGACGAGCCCCAUGAAAGCAAGAGCCUUAUUGUCCUAGCUUGCUCGCUAACGUUAGUUAGCUAUUUGUUUGUUGAGUUGCCGACAUGGCUACCAGAGAGACAUGUCAGCGGCAAGCUUACAGGCGGCCGGCUCCCAGCAUAAAGCAGGAGCAAGAUGACGACUCUGACGUGGAGGAGACUCACAUGGGGUUACGGAGGGCGGACGGGCUGGAGUCCCAGAUCAUCCACAGUGGACACUUCAUGGUGUCGUCGCCGCACAGUGAGCACCCCCCGAAGAAGGGUUACGACUUCGACACUGUCAACAAACAGACAUGUCAGACCUAUCAUUUUGGCAAGACGAGCACGUCGCACCUCUCCAUAGACGCCUCUUUGACUAAACUUUUUGAGUGCAUGACCCUUGCUUAUAGCGGUAAGUUGGUGUCUCCUAAAUGGAAAAACUUUAAAGGUCUAAAACUGCUCUGGAGGGACAAGAUCCGUCUGAACAACGCCAUAUGGAGAGCCUGGUACAUGCAGUACGUGGAAAAAAGGGGGAAUCCCGUUUGUCACUUUGUAACCCCGCUAGAUGGAAAUAUCGAUUUGGACGUCCAUCGCCCUGCAGAGGCUAUUGCUUCAGACGGGAGAAACUGGAAAAGAAGAAUUGAAAUUGUGAUAAGAGAAUAUCACAAAUGGAGAACAUACUUCAAAAAAAGGCUACAGAAACACAAAGAUGACGACCUUUCCAGCUUACUUAAGGUGCCAGAGGAGCAGUUAUCGCUGUUUGGGGAAGUCUUUCCAGACAUGCUCCGUACUUCCUUUUAUCAGGAUGAAGAGGCUGCGGUGCGUCGAAUGAGUCGCAGGCAUAUUGAAACGCCUGCGCCCAUGGAGAUGGACACCCUCUUUGACAUGGACAUUCUGAUGUCCGAGUUCUCAGACACGUUGUUUUCCACACUGACCUCACACCAGCCUUUGGGCUUGCCCAAUCCAAGAGAAAUUGCUCAUGCAGGGAAUGCAGACAUGAUCCAACCUGGACUUAUCCCCUUACAGCCCAACCUGGACUUCAUGGACUCCUUCGAUCCACUGCAAGGUUGCGACUUAUUUCACAGCCUCCGUCAGCCUCUCCUUCCCUCUGUUUCCCCCACUGCAACAUCUGUCACCCCUCAACCCAGCAGCAGCUCCCAGUCUCAGGCCCCGUUAAUGUCAUCUUUGCAGCUUUCACCCAACCAGAUUACGCCUGCAGGCUCACUGUCCAUCCACAGCCAGACCAGUCAGACAGACAGCAGUGGCAGAGGAGCCUACGUACAUAGCUACAUGCCUUUGUUGGACGGGCAGAUGGUCUCCAGCAAUCAGUCCACAGCUUCCCUCAACCCUAUGUUACCCUGCCUCCCUGGUCAGAACUUAUCCUCCGCAUCAGCCAUAAUUUCCUCACCUUUAAACAGCGACUCAGUGCUGGAUGAAACUGUAGCCCCCUCUGUGAUAACGCACACAUCACCCUCCACCGUCACCCCGAGCAAUACAGCCAGCACCGUCAGCCACGUCUCAGCUCCUCCCAGCUCCCAACUCCAGCUCCUCGCGCCGCUGCCUGCCACGCCCAUCCAGCAUCCUCAGGUCUUCGCUCUACCUCGCCCCUUCCAGUCCAACAGUGCCAGCAAAGUCCGUCCUGUGCCGAGAAUCGCUCCUGCAAACACACUCCCUCCUUCCCAGUUCAUCCUCCCAGCCCCUUUUCCAGGUCAUGCUAAUGCUGUGAUUGUUACAUCUCCACCCUCCACCGGCGUGGUUAUCACCCCUUCCCACCUUGGAGCGAGCCCUGGGUUUCAGGUUCUGCCUCAUAACCAGAAGUCGUCGCAACCUGCCGUCCCCGAAGACAAGUCUUGCUUCAGGAAAAAUCAGAAAGAGCCCUCAAGUGUCGACAAUAAAGCAUGCCAAACGACCCGGUCCCUCCUUCUACUGAAGACGACUCUUGCAGGUCAAAGUCAGACCGGAUCCAGUCAAGGGUCACCUUGUGGUUUAGAUCAGGUUCCCAGUCCUCAAUCUAUAAUCAGCGGAAGCAGCAAACCUCUGAUAAAGAGUGAGCACAAUCAGAGCCGUCACAUAUCUGCUGAACAAAAGAGACGAUCAAAUAUCAACAUUGGCUUUAAGACGCUCGGCAACCUUGUUCCCACUCUGAAGUCACAAUCGAACAUUACAAAUGCAGUCACUCUACAGAAGACAGUGGAGCACAUUGGGAAGCUCCAGCAGGAGCGGCAGCAGCUGCAGGACGAGGUCAAGAGGCUACGGGAGGAAAUAGAGGAGCUCAAUGCUUCUAUUAGCUUGUGUCAGGAGCAGCUGCCUGCGACGGGUGUGCCGAUAAGGAAGAACCGCUCUGACCUCAUGCAGGAUAAGUUUAAUGAAUAUGUGAAGAGCCGCACUCUCCAGAACUGGAAGUUCUGGAUUUUCAGCAUCAUCAUCAAACCACUGUUUGAGUCGUUCAGUGGGAUGGUUUCAACAACGAGCAGAGAAGAGCUGUGUCACACCACGCUGCAGUGGCUCGACAAUCACUGCUCCCUUCCUGUCCUCCGACCCAUGGUGCUGAGUACACUCCGUCAGCUGUGCACUACCACCUCCAUCCUGAGCGAUCCCUCCCUGCUUCCUGCUGAAGCCCUCGAGGCUGCCGCGAGCAACGAUGCGUAGCCAUCCUCUCGGGAGUGGACGCGACCCAAAAGCCACUUGAACAUUUUUCAGCAUCAAAAACUGUUUUCCUGCAACAUCCAGGAAGCUCGCUGUGUCUUCCAGAGACUCACAAGUUCCCAGACGAAUUGGUGGAACAAGAACUGUGACAUGGGACGGGAUUACUGCUACGGCUUUACAUCUGGUCCGCUGCAUCAUGAGUGAUGGGAGAAAAACGCAUUAGAUGCCACCUUCACCUCCAGAGGUUACCUAAACACCUCAUUGGGAGCUGGUACUUGUGUUUUCAUUCUGCAUCAUAGAAAGUCGUUUUCUAAUACAAAGAUGCAGGAUAAGAAAGGGAAACGCUGAAUGAAUUUGCACCAGGAGGAAACUGACUUUUUUAUUUUUUCCAGAGAAAGCUGGAGUUUAAUUUGCAGCCGAUCACCAGUUCAUGUUGGGGUGCGCCCGCCUUGUGGGCAGCAGAGAUUUGAGUUUUCCAUCGCUCGUCGACUCAGGUGAACAUCACGCUGCCAGUGAUCUCUUCUUCUGCUCGUUUGGUAGUAGGCAUGGGCCGGUAUCAUAAUCUGUAAAAAUAUUAUGGUUUCGUCUUACCACCAAACACAAACUCACCAUCUUUAUUCACAAAACAGAACAGCAUCAGUUCUCCCUACUGCUACUACAUCAAUGCAUUAACUACGACCGUUAUAGUAAUACAUUUUCACUAUUGCUGAUUUGGAGUUCCAAAAAUAUAGAAUAAACACCAAUUUUGAUCAUAGUUGUCCAUAUAAGUAUUCUAUGUUUAUUUAUGUACCUUAACAUUUUAUAUAAGUUCUAUCUUUUUGUGAACAGAAAUGCCUCCAAAGAGCUAAAUGUGUCUUUUACAUACAAGGGGAAAAUUACAGCAAGCCUGUUUUUUUUUUUUUGUUUUGUUUUUUGUUAGCAAGCUGACCUGCAGUGUGCAGCAGCAGGUGGAAACAGGACAGCUCUGCAUCACUCGAUGCUUCACGCACCUUGAGAAACCUCAGGUUGCUCUUGCACUUCAUCCUGCUUGUUAAUAAAAUGACUAAGUUGCAGGAAAUGUAAAUUUUA
Poeciliopsis prolifica (blackstripe livebearer) is the source of this 3875-nucleotide messenger RNA. It is a transcript of the gene mlxip, whose product is annotated as MLX interacting protein. Gene Ontology annotation, cellular component: nucleus. NCBI's taxonomy places the organism in Eukaryota, Metazoa, Chordata, Actinopteri, Cyprinodontiformes, Poeciliidae. Gene Ontology annotation, biological process: regulation of transcription by RNA polymerase II. Bases 249 to 2810 code for a protein of 853 amino acids. The transcript is spliced from 18 exons. Gene Ontology annotation, molecular function: RNA polymerase II cis-regulatory region sequence-specific DNA binding; protein dimerization activity; DNA-binding transcription factor activity, RNA polymerase II-specific. The record is from RefSeq and is a predicted model, not a curated record.